Pecten maximus is the source of this 2802-nucleotide messenger RNA. RefSeq lists its product as uncharacterized. The record is from RefSeq and is a predicted model, not a curated record. The transcript is spliced from 6 exons. NCBI's taxonomy places the organism in Eukaryota, Metazoa, Mollusca, Bivalvia, Pectinida, Pectinidae. Bases 45 to 2405 code for a protein of 786 amino acids.
UCACUUUCGGUUUGUUUUGGAAAACCACACAAGGAUGUUAUACGAUGGAUAAGGACCACAUGGCAUUAGGUGGAGUUAAAGUCCGUGGUUUGACUCCCGGAAUCUCACAGAGUGAUAUCAAGGUUUACUUCAGCAACCCACGUAAUGGAGGAGGCCAGGUGUCCAAGAUAUUCUUCCCUCUCCUCAAUCACACAGCUGUUGUCAUCUUCACUGAUAAAAAUGUCAUCACAGGAAUUACUAGUCGAAGACACAAGAUCAAGAAUUGUGACAUCAUGGUUGAGAGUCUUCCUAAGAAUAUAUUUUCCAAAGUCUCUGUGGAGUUAGAACAAGAAGUCACACAGAUGCUUGACCAAAACUCGUCCUUUCUUGAUAUCCUUCAGUUUGAGGGAGAGUUAGAUGUUAACUUUGACCCUGAUUCCAUGAACUACACUAUGAUCGGAAACUGGUACCAAUUGGAAUGGGCCUGGAAUUAUUUGGAAUCUGUCUUCAAUGAGAAGGUUACUCCUGGAGGCCUUGGCAAGGGGGAAGACCCAGUAAGCAAAUGUAACAUUCUGUCGCCAACUACACCCAAUAUCCCAUCUAAACGAGGUGAACACAGCAAAAUAGCAUGGAAUAUCAACCGUCCUGCAGACACUGCUACUUCUUUCCAUUAUCAACCAUUUGAGUCAAAUAUACCACAGACUGAAGACAGUUCGGAGAAGAAGUAUAGGGCUAAACAUUUACCAGCCAGUCAGGAACCAAAGGAAUUCGGAACAAGUCAUUUUAACAAGAAGCAGGUCUUUGGUAAAUCAGAUGCUCACAUUCCUCUCCUGGAUAACCCCCUUCGUGGGAGGGACAUGUGGACUUCCAGCUACCCACAACAUGGAGGCUUUGACAGUGAUGAUACGGAUGACGAACUGGCAGCUCAAUUCCUUAAUGACCGUUCGUCAUCUCCAGAAAUAUCUGUUCCUGACUUUCCGGUUACAAGACCACGUUGCCCCUCCCCUAAAGGAAUUGAGUUACUGCACUCAGACUUUGGUGACAUGCCCUUGACAUUUGAUGCCUAUGUUGGUUGUUUGCAAGUCAAGGUCAUCCUGGGUGACAUUGUUAAAGAACAGAGUGAUGCCAUAGUGAACCCAACUAAUAGAACCUUGAGCAAUACAUAUGGAAUUUCAUCAGCAAUUGCAAGAAUGGCAGGAAGAGGCUUAAUGGAUGAAUGUAGGAAUUACGUGACUCGUCAAGGUCCCCUGGAGAUUUCUCAGGUUACCAAGACAUGUGCUGGUGGGGCACUUGAUAGCCAAGUGGACUUUGUCCUCCACGCUGUCCCACCGACCUGGCGGGAAAAUGAGAGCGACUCUACGUCCCAUAUUCUCACCUGCACAUACUUGAACUGUUUACAAGUUGCUAACAAACAACUGUGGCUGCGAUCCUUGUCAUUCCCCAUUUUAGGAUCAGGUGGUCUUGGAAUCCCACUUGAUGUAAGUGUCCAGGCUUUCUUUGAUGCUGUUCAACUACAUGUGACCGACGAGAAACAAACCAUUCAUCUCCAGAAUGUCAAACUAGUCGGCAACAACCAAGACAGCACCUGCUCAAUAAUUGUGGUGCUACGCUCACUUCUAGACCUUGACCAAGAUGAAGCACGAAAAGGUGCUAUUGACCGCUACCUAUUCAGGAGUAAAGAGUUUAAUUUCAAAGCCAAGGACUUCUGGCUUGAUAAGGAAGUGCACAGCAAGAAAGGAAUGGCUGGUGAUGAGAUGGGUGGUAUUCAAAAGCUUGCUGACAAAAAGCUGGAUGAUCCUAUGGAACAGAAAGAUCCUGAUAGUGACAGAGCAGGUGCUGAUGAUGGUUCCGAGGCAAGAAAGAAUAGGGGUAACAGUAGAUCAGGAAGUCAGGAUGAAGCUCAAAUUUUAUCAAGUUUGGGUCAAGGGGUCAAUAUUCAACAAGAUACAUUUGACAGCGUUUCUGACAGCUAUCAAGCUAGAGGGAUUUCAAAGCCAGAUCAAGACCUUCAUGUUGAAGAAGAAAUUGGUGUCAUUUAUGAAGAUAAGGGCAUGAAACUGCAAGGACUACAGAAAAUGGACAAUGAGAAAAUAUCACAGACAGCUGUGGAAGAAAGUCUCAGUGUAAACAGCGAUGGAAAAAGUAUCCAGAAACAGGAAGACAGUGUGAAGGGAAACAGACAACAGGGCGAAUGUGCUGGUGUUGAUGGUGGUUUUAUGUACGAGGCAGACAUGGAUCCACACAUCCUUAAAAGAUCUGAGGAAUCCAAUCAAGAAAAUGAGAUAGAGAACCUGACUUCAUCUCUUGGUGAGACAGGAAUCACUGAUGUUUACACACCUUCCGAUUUCCAGCAGGGUCCAUCAGGGGGGAGUGACUUAGCACAGGACAUGUCCUCUUGUCAUCAACAGACGUUGUGUCACAAAUGAUUCAUAUGAAGGCUGCAUUGACCGUUAAAUUUGACUGAGAAUUAAUGCAUCGCUAUUGAUUUUAAUUCACAGAAGGUCAAAAUGAUGAAGACGGAAACAAGCGUGACUGAUGCUGUGGAGGAGACCUAAAGCUUCUAUUUGGAAACUAGUUCAAAUGUUAAUUGUAUAAGUCGCUUUUGUUAUUUUACUUCAGGUUAGGAAAUUUAGAGUUUCCUUUCGAGGAGUGAUUUAAUCAUACAAUUUAGAAUUGUGAUACUGGGUCAAAUCGCCAAACAGACCAAAACGGCUCUAUGUCAUAAUGCAAUGUUGUCCUUAUUUUUUUUUAUUAUUAAAUAACAUCUUUUCAGAGAAUAGGAGAAGAUUACCAGGGGACAAGUAAGGAGGUCAAAAGGGUUGA